GGAUACUUUGCCCUGUAAGGCAGGAGAACUGGGCUUGGAAGAAUUACUGAGUGAAUCAUGGAUGAUUGUUGCAGGACUUCGGAGGGGAGUGUCGACUCUGAUGCACUCUCACCACUGCCACCAUUAUUGAUAUGGACCAGCAGAAGGUCAACUGCGUGUCCUCCACCGCCAAAUAUACCAUAUUAUGGUACAUGUUAUGGAGCUCAUCACCACGCCAACGCUGAUAGCGGUAAUCCAGAGACGACCUCAGAAGGCUCUUUUGCGAAUUAUGGACUUCACCUUUCCUCAUUCACCUUUUUGAACACACCAAUAUCCACCUCCUGUGUUCUUCAAGAUCAUCCUUGGCUGGAUAUUUCAGCAGACAACUUCAGGCACCCGAGACCAGAGUUCCAGAGAAACAAAGAUACACGCGCUGAUGAGCCUUUAACAGCAACUGACGAUAAUCCAUGCUCUAAUCCCAUGACAUCAGCAAUGGACAAUGGCCAAAGAUCGCAAGACAACAGUAACCAAACUGCUAACCAUCCCGUUUCUGUUUCAGAUCACUACACAGGCCACGCACACGUUGGGUAUGAGUCGGAAGAUGGCGAUUACUCAGGCAAAUCUGCCAAACUGGACGUUCACAAUAUCGAACAUGUUCCAGUGGAUCUUAGGAUGUCUAGCUUAUCGCACAACAAUCAGCAUAUCUCAGAGUCUAGGUCUGAGGAAGAUAUUCAACUUCAAGCUGACUUUCCUCAGCCUGAAACUUCGCUUUGCAAGGAAACUGGGCCAUCGCUUGAUCGCCAGAAUGAUAUGCUUGAUCGCAGUCAUUCACCUUCCGAAGAAAAGCCGCAUAAAUGUAAGUUUUGCGAAAAAUCAUUUUCUACUCGAUCCAGUCUAACAUCUCAUGAACGUACGCACCGAGAAGAGAAACCUUUCAAGUGUAAAGUGUGCGAUAAAAUCUUCAAUUGGCGAUCUCAUCUUGUCCGUCAUGUUCGAGUUCACUCAGGAGACAAACCCUUCACGUGCAAGUUCUGCGCUAAAUCAUUCAGUGAUAAAUCCAAUCAUACUGCCCAUGAACGGUACCAUACCGGGGAGAAGCGGUUUAGCUGUGAUCACUGUGAUCAAGGUUUUCACUGCAGUUCACAACUUAGAAUUCAUUUACGCAUCCACACUGGACAUAGACCAUACAAGUGUAAAGAAUGUGGCAAAGAAUUCACAAAACGAUCAAAUCUCACAGGCCAUCAACGCGUCCAUACAGGAGAGAAACCUUUCAAGUGUAACGAUUGUCACGAACCGUUCAAAACUAAAUCAAAUCUUGCACGUCAUCAACGUAUCCAUACUGGAGAGAAACCGCUCAAGUGUAAAAUAUGUGGUAAGGUUUUCGCUCGGAAAUACAAUCUAACAGUACAUGAAAGAAUCCACCUCUGAGAGGAACAAUAAAAGUCAGUCAAUGGUAAAAAAAACCCACUUGGAAGACUAUCAAAAUGUUAACGUUAACCAAAAGGCUUCUUUUCCAGGUUAUGGAAAAUGUUCAUUAUACAUGUAGGUCCUUUUUGAAAUGCAAGUAGUCAAAUAUGAAUGCCACGCAAAGGCCACUGCUUACAUGCUGACUUCCAUAUUUGUAGCAUCACAAUUAUUUUCAUUAUCAUUGUUUUAGAGUUGAUAUAUUGUACAGUUCCUAUCCAUGUUACCCAAUUCACUUCGUAUACGUAUUUCCGUAUCUACCAUUCACAAAAACCUCAGUUGCGCUUAACAUGUGGCUCAUGUUUUAUAAAAUCUGUACUUUUCCGCGCAUCUUUACUCUUCUGCACGCAUGCCGGGUAUGGACCCUUUCCCUAGAAGAGACGCUGUGCUGUUCUGAAGUUGGCACAUGAUGCUAAAUAUGUGAGAUAGUUUAUUCCUGUAUGUACAUGUAGAUGUCUACCUCUGGUCUCAUUUGUAUAGACCCGUUCAA
This is a messenger RNA of Sycon ciliatum, 1933 nucleotides long. RefSeq names its product zinc finger protein 436-like. Gene Ontology annotation, biological process: regulation of transcription by RNA polymerase II. Lineage: Eukaryota; Metazoa; Porifera; Calcarea; Leucosolenida; Sycettidae. The transcript has a single exon. The record is from RefSeq and is a predicted model, not a curated record. Bases 58 to 1407 code for a protein of 449 amino acids. Gene Ontology annotation, molecular function: RNA polymerase II cis-regulatory region sequence-specific DNA binding; DNA-binding transcription factor activity, RNA polymerase II-specific.